This is a messenger RNA of Armigeres subalbatus, 3622 nucleotides long. It is a transcript of the gene amon, whose product is annotated as neuroendocrine convertase 2. The coding region runs from base 871 to 2796 and encodes 641 amino acids. Gene Ontology annotation, molecular function: serine-type endopeptidase activity. NCBI's taxonomy places the organism in Eukaryota, Metazoa, Arthropoda, Insecta, Diptera, Culicidae. Gene Ontology annotation, cellular component: neuron projection; membrane. Gene Ontology annotation, biological process: peptide hormone processing. The transcript is spliced from 11 exons. The record is from RefSeq and is a predicted model, not a curated record.
UAUGACGUUUCAAUUCCGCACAUGCGCACAAUAGAAUAAGGAAUCAAACACACAUACGAUGCACAUUGUUUUGCUUACGUAAAAGAAAAGCUUCAAGCUGGUAAGCUUUGCUAUAUGCGCUGCUUAUUCUUAACAGAGUUUUCAUUGUGCCAAAUGGAAAGCUUUGGUGGAACGAACAUGUGUGUCAUCCUUUCGAGUUUUCCACCACUACUUGAAGAGCAUAAUGUUAAUUAUAUCAGUACCGAUAAAGAAUCUACUGCUAAGUAACCUGUCUGCAUCGCAUAUGACACGUUUUCGAUAAAUUUGUUAUAAUUACAUACAGAUUACCUUCGAUGGGUUGCUCAUUCGAUAGAGAAGUGCAAAACAAGACGGAACAACUGUUAAAAUCUGUGAAUGAAUAAAUAGUUUUAUCUUAGGAAUUGAGUUUGGUUCCUUCGACUGGUGGAUCGUGUUCGACAUCGUAUAGCGAGAAAACAUAUUUUCCCAAAGUCUUGAACUUCCAACAGGCUGUAUGCAAUUUCCUCGUCCGUGUCUGCAAUAUGGUUAUAGCCAAAGUGUUCUCUGAAAAGUUUUUCGUUCUGUAAAGAUAACGAUAAAGACGAUUUUUCUUCCAAACUGGAUAAAUGGAAGCAAAAACUUACCAAAUUUGUGAAUUAAACAGAUUUUAUUGAUUUUAUUAGAUUCGUUUUUCUACCAAUACAGUCAGAGAAAACUGCUGGUUAAAUUGUGUAAAAUAGCUACGAUACGCAUACGAAGCUGUAUCGUUAUCCUGCACUUUGCCAUUGAGAGCGUGCAAAGUCACCAGGAAAUUCAGAUUCACGGAAACAAUCUGAACACGAGUACAUAGUGGGAAGUGUGCGUGGUGAAGCUAUGGUGCUGAAAACAUGUUUUUGUAUCGUGGGUAUGUUGCUCUGCUGCUUAGUGGCAACGAUUAGAAGCAAAUCGUCUAUCGAUGGUCAUGUUUUCACCAGUUCUUUUCUGGUGAAAUUUAAACGCAAUGUGGAUGAUCAACAGGCUCACGAAAUUGCUGACCGCAAUGGAUUUAUCAAUCUCGGACCGCUCGCUGGAAGUGCUGGACGAGAGUUCCAUUUUAAACAUACGGCCCUGCCACAUGCCCGGACCCGUCGAAGUAUUGCACAUAUGAGGGUGCUAAAAAAGGAAGAUUUGAUUACUGCAGCUGUUCAACAGGUUGGUUUCAAGCGCGUUAAGCGUGGAUUACGUGCUGCAAUUCCUUCGCCAUUCGUAUCCGAUAUAUCCGAUUUGAAUGGAGAUAAAGUCCCAACUGAUCCCUAUUUCCCCCUACAAUGGUAUUUACGAAAUACUGGGCAAAACGGUGGAAAACCUCGGCUAGAUUUAAACGUGCAGGCGGCUUGGGAUCAAGGAAUCACUGGCAAAAAUAUAACGACGGCUAUUAUGGACGAUGGUGUUGAUUAUAUGCAUCCAGAUUUGAAAUUCAAUUACAAUGCGGCAGCAAGCUACGACUUCAGCAGCAAUGAUCCGUAUCCAUACCCCAGAUACACGGAUGAUUGGUUCAACAGUCAUGGGACACGAUGUGCUGGAGAAGUUGCCGCAGCUCGAGAUAAUGGAAUUUGUGGAGUUGGUGUUGCGUACGAUUCAAAAAUUGCUGGGAUCCGUAUGUUGGAUCAACCCUAUAUGACCGAUCUCAUCGAGGCAAACUCAAUGGGACAUGAGCCACACAAGAUUCACAUUUACAGUGCCUCGUGGGGACCAACGGACGAUGGCAAGACUGUUGAUGGUCCGAGAAAUGCAACUAUGCGUGCCAUUGUUCAAGGUGUAAAUGAGGGUCGCAAUGGACUGGGGAAUAUAUAUGUCUGGGCUUCUGGCGAUGGUGGCGAAGAAGAUGACUGUAACUGUGAUGGAUAUGCGGCUUCUAUGUGGACUAUUUCGAUUAACAGUGCCAUCAAUGAUGGCCAAAAUGCACAUUAUGACGAGAGUUGCAGCUCUACGCUGGCUAGUACAUUUAGCAAUGGUGCCAAAGAUCCCAAUACAGGCGUGGCAACUACCGAUCUAUACGGGAAGUGCACAACUACGCAUUCCGGAACGAGUGCUGCGGCACCGGAGGCUGCUGGAGUUUUUGCUCUUGCGCUGGAGGCAAACCCCUCACUGACAUGGCGUGAUAUCCAGCACCUUACGGUAUUAACGUCGAAACGAAAUUCUCUAUUCGAUGCAAAAAAUCGUUUUCACUGGACUAUGAACGGAGUUGGGCUGGAAUUCAAUCAUCUGUUCGGUUUCGGCGUUCUCGAUGCAGGUGCGAUAGUGUCACUGGCGAAGAGGUGGCGCACCGUGCCACCUCGCUAUCACUGUGAAGCAGGUGCUAUCAUGGAUCCGCACCCUAUAUCAUCCACUGGUUCCGUUAUACUACGUGUUAAGACAGAUGCCUGCCGGGGAACUGAUACUGAAGUUCGAUAUUUAGAGCACGUUCAGGCCGUGAUCACAGCUAAUGCUACUAGGCGAGGUGAUUUAGAGUUGUUUGUCACUUCUCCCAUGGGAACUAGGUCUAUGAUACUUAGCAAAAGGGCAAAUGAUGACGACCAUAGGGAUGGAUUUACAAAAUGGCCUUUCAUGACAACUCACACAUGGGGGGAAUAUCCUCAAGGCACAUGGCUAUUAGAGGCCACAUUCAAUUCAAAGGAACCACGAUCAGGCUGGAUAAAGGAGUUUUCGUUGGUAUUGCAUGGCACAAAGGAUCCACCAUAUAGGAUGCUGUCUCCAGCUUCUCCACAUUCAAAACUGGCUAUCGUCAAGAAGGCCCAUGAAGACCAAGAAAAAAUAUAAAAUGCUGUCGGAGAUCAAAGCAGUUCGAACUCAUCAUGGGUGACACCUACUUAAAAAAUGGGCAAGACAAGCUGAACCUUACAAUUUAUGACAAAAAUAAUAAUUAUAUAAAAAACGUAUCGAUUAAUAAUUACAGACGGUAAACGAGAUUUUAUCAUCACUUGACCAGUGCCCACCAAGAGACAGGUGGACCCAUUGUCUGUAGAUACUAUUUUUCACACCUUUUACAGGUGCAGUUUUUUUUUCAAAAUGUCUUUGAAGAGAUAUUGGGAGUUUGAUACAUCGUAAUUGAAAUUAUUUUAUUUUAAUAUGGACACUAGGGCUAUUAUAGACACCCUCGACACACAAGAUAUUUUUUUUCAACUGUUGCUUUAUUGAAAAAAAAAAUCCAAAAAUGUUUAAAAAAUUUGGUAAAUUUCUUGUUAAUAACAAUAAAUAAACCGUUAAUUUAUUUCCAACGACGAAGUUUCCAGUUGGCAGGGCUCUUGAGCACAGUAGUUAAUACAGAACCCAUUGCCAAUAAUAGAACGAUACCUUCUGAGGCUGCCAUUUCUUUCCAUGGAAGUAAGUGUACAAUACGAAUGCCCUCUACAGUCGUACUUGAGCUUGUCUUUCGGUGUCCAGCAUACCUCUAGUUUCUAAAAUGUUCCCUAAUUGAUUCUUGAAUACAUAUAGUCCUCCAAGAAUAACUAUGAAGCAUUUUAACGUCUUCAGAAAGCCCUAUCGUGUAUAUGAAUCAGUGAUAUAAACAUAAUUUAAAAUCAGUGUUAAUAAUGCAAUCGUUUUUAUAUCUACUUUUAAGAUAAACAAUUAUACUUUUACCUUA